AUAGUUGUCAUUAUAGUGACUGUUCAUUAUUUCCUUGUAUACCAACCAGAUCUCGACCCAUUUCGCAGUCCAAAUGGCACAACUGAACCGAACCAGGAAGUGCCGUUCCGGCCAAAUCCAGUUGAUAAAAUGAUUCUUGGUCGUUUAAGGCGUGUACAGAAAAACUGGUGGAACAAUCAGCGUUUGUCUCGUCUUGAGCCAUCAGUGAUUAAGUGUGUGCUUUCUAUGAGUGAUGUGCAGCUGGCAACUAGGAUUGCAAUCCUGAUUAGUGGAUACUCUCAGCUUCACUGUGGUAUCACCUGCUAUCAAUGGAAAAUUGUAGGGCGCUUGGCCUGGUUUUCCAGUUUGACACAUCUUUCUUGCCUGACUUUAUUGAGGAAAUAUCUCCAUAAUCAUCCUUCCGAACGCCAUUGGAGACUGCUAUUCAUGUUUAUUUUGAUUGUCAUGCUUGUUACGGCGAUGGUGCCCACUGGCAACUACGAUUGGAGGCGUUCUUCUUACAAUCCUGAGCCAAAUGACUAUGCCAUUUGCUCCUUUUCAGAAAAAUCGCCAAGGAAUUCACCAGCAAAUCUGUCAAUGAUUGCCUUGGUAUCGUUAAUCAGCCUCGGUUUUGCUAUUCGUGUGAUCAAGCUUCAUGAACUGUCGUCAGUUUCUUUAGUUGGAAGGCCAAGGCAGAGGCUCAGCAAUGUCACCCGGAGGCUCCUAUGGAUUAUAUACAACUGGAGAGAAGAUUCAGCAUUGCUGCUGCGAAGGAUACCUGGAAGGAUAUUUUACUUUCCUGCACUUGCCUUGCUUCUCACCCUGCGUGUUAUCCUGGAUCAUUGGUCUUCUAUGUUUUUUGAGAUGUUUUGGCUUUUAACCAGCUUUUUAUUGGGUGUGAUUACCUUAAUCUCGGAUGUCACCAUAGCAUCGCCCAAGGAUCCUGAUUCAGAGGCCUACAGCUGGAGUUUUGGACAAAUUAUGCCAGUCAUACUAUUGGCAAUACCAUUUAUUACCAUAGUCGAGAAUUUAUAUCCGGAUGAAGCCCCC
Molecule: messenger RNA, 1029 nt
Organism: Aspergillus ruber CBS 135680
Lineage: Eukaryota; Fungi; Ascomycota; Eurotiomycetes; Eurotiales; Aspergillaceae
Exons: 3
Source: RefSeq, a predicted model, not a curated record